UCCUCCUGCCACCAUUUUACCUCCCCUGCGUGCCCUCUACCUGCAGAACCCUACAGUCCGGCCGUUUGGGUAAUGAUGUUCGUCAUGUGCCUGACCGUUGUAGCUAUCACUGUCUUUGUUUUUGAGUACUGCAGUCCAGUGGGAUAUAACCGCAGUCUUGUCACUGCCAAAGAUCCAGGGGGUCCCACCUUCACCAUUGGUAAGUCAGUGUGGCUACUUUGGGGCAUUGUCUUUAACAAUUCAGUCCCGAUCGAGAACCCAAAGGGAACCACCAGUAAGAUCAUGGUCCUGGUGUGGGCUUUUUUUGCUGUCAUCUUUCUGGCUUCCUACACUGCUAACCUGGCAGCCUUCAUGAUCCAGGAGCAGUACAUGGACACCGUUUCUGGACUAAGCGAUAAAAAGGUACAGUGCAAUCACUAUGUUCGAAUCCCUUCUGUAAUUUUUUCUUGUUAGAAUUUUGAUUUGCCUUGAACAUAGUUCCAAUUACAAGGGUCAAAUACCAG
This is a messenger RNA of Cynoglossus semilaevis (tongue sole), 503 nucleotides long. Its product is annotated as glutamate receptor ionotropic, NMDA 2C-like. Gene Ontology annotation, cellular component: membrane. The record is from RefSeq and is a predicted model, not a curated record. The transcript has 2 exons. NCBI's taxonomy places the organism in Eukaryota, Metazoa, Chordata, Actinopteri, Pleuronectiformes, Cynoglossidae. Gene Ontology annotation, molecular function: ligand-gated monoatomic ion channel activity. The coding region runs from base 73 to 453 and encodes 126 amino acids.